CUCUGCCGCCUCUCUCCUGACGGUCAACGCGGGACAGCCCGGCCCACUUCCCUUCCGCCGCAUUCAAUCGCACAGGCGUGUCGCCGACGAGAAUAGUCGGCCACAUCAAUCUCGAUUCGCCCGGGCUCGAGAACGGGACAACGGAACAUGUCUGCAGAAGCAUCCUCCUCCAAGGGCGGUAACGCGAAGCGUCCCGCUGCAGCUUCCUCUGCAGGUACAGAUGACAUCGAGAAGCUCCUCAGCAGGGAGGCGACCGCCUUCCAGCGCGAGAUAGAGGUUGAGCGGAUUCUCAAGGCCUUCAAGCUCAACCCAUACGAGAUACUAGACUUACAGCAAGACGCCUCAGCGGACGACAUCAAGAAGAAGUAUCGACAGCUCUCGCUCUUCAUCCAUCCUGACAAGAAUCCCCACGCUCGCGCACCAGAUGCAUUCGAACUGCUCAAGCAGGCCGAGUCUCAACUCUCCGAUAAACCGAAACGCGAAGAGAUUGAUGCAGUCCUUAACCAGGCUCGCAUCAUGCUGCUCAAGGGCUUGCAGCUCCCUACCACAACACAGGCUAACGACCCCAAACUAAAAGGGUUGAACCCUCCGUGGCAGCAACAAUUCUUGGCACAGGCAAAGGAACUUUUGAUCGAGGAAGAGGUCCGGCGGAGGAAGGCAAUCAAGAUGAACCUGGCGAAUGAGGGUCUUGAGGCAAAGAAGAAGGAAGAUGAAGUCAGCGCUAAGAAGCGCAAGGCAGAGGACGACGCGAGAUGGGAAGACACACGUGAACAGCGAGUGGGCAACUGGCGGUCGUUCGCGCAGGGCAAAUCUAAGAAAAAGAAGCAGAAAGUCGCCAUCCUCGGGUGAGCUUCUCGCAUAGAUAUGUCUGCUCGCGUGCCACAGGAACGCUGUAUACAAGGGGCCUUGCCUCGACCGAGAUGUAUCCCACCGCUCUCCGCAUUGUAGUAUCUGCAUACUGUAUCAUAUGUACAUAAGAUGUCAAUAGAACCCUCGGCCAUGAACCUGCUGACA
Molecule: messenger RNA, 1014 nt
Organism: Fomitopsis serialis
Lineage: Eukaryota; Fungi; Basidiomycota; Agaricomycetes; Polyporales; Fomitopsidaceae
Product: DnaJ-domain-containing protein
Exons: 6
Coding region: 148-849 (233 amino acids)
Source: RefSeq, a predicted model, not a curated record